AUGAAGGGCGUCCUGGAUGAGGACAUUGUUACUGUUUUCGGGGCAGAUAUACAUGCUGCAAUUACUAUAUGUAGCAUUAGAGCGGAAGAGUUGAGAGAAGGAGUUGGAAGAAAUAAUUGUGUAUCAAUUACCUUUUUAGAGAGGAGGGCUACAAUCGAUCUAAUAUUGAGCGUAUUAGAAGGUGUUAAAAUUUAG
Molecule: messenger RNA, 195 nt
Organism: Bipolaris sorokiniana ND90Pr
Lineage: Eukaryota; Fungi; Ascomycota; Dothideomycetes; Pleosporales; Pleosporaceae
Exons: 1
Coding region: 1-195 (64 amino acids)
Source: RefSeq, a predicted model, not a curated record